AUGAAGCUGGAAGCUGACUGCAGUGUAGCCACCUCAGAGGUCCCUAAGCCUGAAAAUGAGGCUGAGCCAGAUGCGAAGCUAGUCUCAGAACACCUGCCACAGGAGGCCAGGACGAAGUCCAAGCCAGGAUCUGGGCUCGAGACUGAGACUGAGCAGUUGGACCUCGUGAUGGCCACAGAACCGGAGUUUGAGGAGGUGCUGGCCAUCUCAGGAGGCAUCUACGGUGACCUUGACUAUCUUCCCAGCUGCUACCACAUCUGGCUCCAGGAUCCCAACCUCAUGGUGGUGCUGGCCAAGCGGCCUGGGGAGUCGGUGCACUUGAUCGAUGCGAAGAAGACCGCGCUGGUGGAGGGGCUGCGCCUGGCGCCCUGGGAGCGCGGUAAGGUGGCCUGCCUGCUGCAGCGCUUCUGCUCACAGCUGGUCAGGCGGCAGCACUCAGGGGUCAAGGCGGCACAGCCUUCCAGGGACGACCAGCGGGGCUCCCGGGAGCUGAGGAAAUACCGCCUAAACACCAAGCAGGGCAUCACUUUGCUCCAAUUCAGCACAUCCGUGCUUCUGGCAGGAGGGCUGCGGGCCUCUGGCACUUUUUCACUGCUGCCCACCCAGGCCCUGUCAAAAGCAGGUGGCGAUGUGGCAAGCCUUGCGAGCGUCAACGUCCUGUGCCAGCUCUUCCUGGCGCCCCAGUUGUGGUCGCAGCUGGCUUAUUUCUGCCAAGUUGGCUUGGGGCUUGAGCUGGUCAAAGGUUACACGAACCAGUACUUGCUUGGAGGCCACAUUUGAAGUCCCUACUAUUUGAGAAGAUGCCGCCCCCUUUCCCAGAUCCCCAGAAAGCCCUGACCUCAUUUGCAAGCUCCAUCCCCUCCCCUGCCCCCUAUCCUUUCCCACUGCUGGUCCCUCUUUCCUUCCCCCCUUACCUCUCCAUUGCCCACUGCCAGAUCAGAGCCACCCAGUUCGGUGGAGCCCCUUGCGCUGCCAGUGUCCACCCUUUCCCCUUCCUGGGCAAAGAACCUGUUCCGCCCUAGGCUUCGGAGAUUUUUCCUGUCCUUCCUGGCUUCUCCCUUCCGACAGUACCUCUCCAGGAGCGCAGCUGCCUCAAGCCCUCAGAGCUCGCCCGUUCUCCCCUCACUGCCCUGUGCCUUUAGAUCAGGGUCCUCUCCCUUUCCUCUGUACCCCCACCGUCCUCCUCCCUGGACCUCCCAGACACUUAGCUCCUUUUCCCCAUUAUGUCUUUAUCACCCACCCUGUAUGCAAUAUGGAAAGAGACCAGUAAAUGAAGUAGAUUUAUAAUGCUCCCCCUGUUUUGGACCCCUGUUUGCCCUCUGGUGAUGCACCUCUUGGAGCUGGCACCUCUGACUGGAGUUUCCUCCAAUUUUGCACUCUGUUGAUAUUUCACAGGCCCCCUCCUAAUGCCCACAACCAGUGGCAGAACCAGGGGGUUCAGGCUGGAGAACUUGGUGUAGGGGAGGGCAGGCCCCUCCGCCAGUGUGAGGCCGUCUUCUGAUUCUAACUAGGCUGCCUCCUAGUGAGACUGGAACCCCCACCUCCAGGUAUUUCUGGACACUCCUCCCUUUCUCUCAUUCCUUUAUGCUUUUUUGGACUUAGACAGUCCUUCUAUUUAAAUGCAAGCAGCAACAGCUGUGUUUGCACAGCGCUGUCUUCUACGCUGCAUCCUCACAUCUACUGUAGAGGGAGGAAACAGACCCAGAAAGAUCCAAGUGACUUCCCAGUCACUCACAGUAGCUGGGAGCCGCCUCGCAGGGACUAGAAGCCAAGUGUCCCAGGCCCAAAGCCUCAUUCUUUGAUGGUGAUAGCUUGAAACUACUUGUUGGACAAUGAACAGCUGCUAAGGACACAUGGACAGUGAGCACAGGGUUCACUGGGAUGGGAUCCAAGACAUGGGCGCCAGGAGGUGGGCGGUGGGCAAAGAGGAGCACCGCGCUUCACACUGUCCCCGUUCUGGCUCUGCCAUGCCCUCCUCUGCCUCCUGUGCCCGACCUGCUGCUACUCUCCCUGUCGCUUCACCCAAGGCUAUGUUGCAAUAAAAACGAUUUGUUAGUCCACCCUG
Myotis myotis is the source of this 2065-nucleotide messenger RNA. RefSeq names its product N-acetyltransferase 16 (putative) (gene NAT16). The record is from RefSeq and is a predicted model, not a curated record. Lineage: Eukaryota; Metazoa; Chordata; Mammalia; Chiroptera; Vespertilionidae.